AUGGAGUACAGUAUAUAUUCUAACGAUCAUGACACAAAUCAAGUUAUUUUGACUGCUUUAAAUGAUUUAGAAAAUACAUUUUUCGUUGAAUGUUCAGAUUCCGAUGAAGAAAGUAAUCCUACCAGUAUAUCAGAUAACAGUGAUGAUAAUGAAGAAAUUCUUAACAUAGAUGAUGAUAUUAAUUUAAAUAGAUUAAAUAAAUUUGAAUUUAUAGAAGUUCCUGAUAAUUAUAUUGAAGAUAAAGUUUAUGAUGAUUUGAAAUUAACAGUUAAUAUCCGUUAG
Dentiscutata heterogama is the source of this 282-nucleotide messenger RNA. Lineage: Eukaryota; Fungi; Glomeromycota; Glomeromycetes; Diversisporales; Gigasporaceae. The record is from the annotation of a GenBank genome assembly.